AAUAAAAUUAAAAAUUAAAAAAGUACUGAAAUUGACAAAAAGAAGCUUUUAGGUUCUAUAUAAAGUCAUACCCUUAGCAUAACUUUGGAUCUCAAACCUUUCUCUCUCCCUCUCUGUGAUCCAAUUCUUCGUCUUCUUUAUCAAAUCUCACUUUUUCAGAUUAUUCAGUAACAGAGGGAGCAGCAAACAAUGGCGAAUCGGAAUCUUGAGAAGUUGGCGUCGAUCGACGCGCAGCUUCGGCUUUUGGUUCCGGCCAAAGUGAGUGAGGAUGACAAGCUGGUUGAGUAUGAUGCUCUGCUUUUGGAUCGUUUUCUCGACAUUCUCCAAGAUUUACAUGGGGAGGAUCUCAAGGAAACUGUUCAAGAGUGUUAUGAGCUUUCUGCUGAGUAUGAAGGUCUGCAUGAUCCUAAGAAGCUAGAAGAGCUUGGAAGUGUGUUGACAAGCUUGGAUCCAGGGGACUCUAUUGUCAUUGCAAAGUCUUUCUCCCACAUGCUUAACUUGGCCAACUUGGCCGAGGAGGUCCAGAUUGCUCACCGCAGACGGAACAAGCUUAAAAAGGGAGACUUUGCUGAUGAGAACUCUGCAACAACCGAAUCAGACAUAGAAGAAACUCUCAAGAGACUUGUGGUGCAACUUAAGAAGUCUCCACAGGAAGUUUUUGAUGCUCUCAAGAACCAGACUGUAGAUCUGGUCUUGACUGCUCAUCCUACACAAUCAGUUCGUAGAUCUUUGCUUCAAAAGCAUGCAAGGAUUAGGAAUUGUUUAGCCCAAUUGUAUGCCAAAGACAUUACACCUGAUGAUAAGCAGGAGCUUGAUGAGGCACUUCAGAGGGAGAUUCAAGCUGCAUUUCGUACAGAUGAGAUCCGGAGGACCCCUCCAACUCCACAAGAUGAGAUGAGGGCAGGGAUGAGCUAUUUCCAUGAAACAAUCUGGAAGGGUGUUCCAAAGUUUCUACGCCGUGUUGACACGGCUUUGAAGAACUUAGGGAUUAAUGAACGUCUUCCUUACAAUGCCCCACUUAUUCAAUUUUCUUCUUGGAUGGGUGGUGAUCGUGAUGGUAAUCCUAGGGUGACUCCUGAGGUCACAAGAGAUGUUUGCUUAUUGGCUAGAAUGAUGGCCGCUAACUUGUACUAUUCCCAAAUUGAGGAUCUUAUGUUUGAGUUAUCUAUGUGGCGGUGCAAUGAUGAGCUUCAAAUUUGUGCAGACGAACUCCAUAGGUCAACCAAGAAAGAUGCCAAGCACUAUAUAGAGUUUUGGAAACAAAUUCCUCCAAAUGAACCCUAUCGUGUCAUUCUUGGUGAUGUGAGGGAUAGGCUUUAUCAGACCCGUGAACGCUCUCGUCAUUUGUUAGCCAAUGGGUACUCUGACAUUCCAGAGGAUGCAACUUUCACCAAUGUUGAGCAGUUCUUGGAACCUCUUGAACUAUGUUACAGAUCACUCUGCGCAUGUGGUGACCGAGCGAUUGCUGAUGGAAGCCUUCUUGAUUUCUUGCGGCAAGUGUCAACUUUUGGACUAUCACUUGUGAGACUCGAUAUUAGGCAAGAGUCUGACCGCCAUACUGAUGUCUUGGAUGCCAUUACAAAGCACUUGGAAAUUGGUUCCUACCGAGAGUGGUCUGAAGAACGUCGACAGGAAUGGCUUUUAUCUGAACUCAGCGGCAAGCGCCCACUGUUUGGACCUGAUCUUCCUAAAACUGAAGAAAUUAGUGAUGUUUUGGACACAUUUCAUGUCAUAGCUGAACUUCCAUCAGACAACUUUGGAGCAUACAUCAUUUCAAUGGCAACUGCACCGUCUGAUGUGCUUGCCGUUGAGCUCCUGCAACGUGAAUGCCAUGUGAAGCUACCAUUAAGAGUUGUUCCACUGUUUGAGAAACUUGAUGACUUGGAAGCUGCUCCUGCUGCUUUAGCUCGGCUAUUCUCAGUAGAUUGGUACAGAAAUCGGAUUAAUGGAAAGCAAGAAGUUAUGAUUGGGUAUUCAGAUUCUGGUAAAGAUGCUGGAAGGUUUUCUGCAGCCUGGCAGUUAUACAAGGCUCAAGAGGAGCUUAUAAAGGUUGCUAAGCAAUACGGUGUGAAGCUAACUAUGUUCCAUGGUCGUGGUGGGACCGUUGGAAGAGGAGGCGGCCCCACCCAUCUUGCCAUAUUGUCUCAACCUCCGGAAACAAUUCAUGGAUCACUCCGUGUUACUGUUCAAGGUGAAGUUAUAGAGCAAUCAUUUGGGGAGGAGCACUUGUGUUUCAGAACACUCCAGCGUUUCACAGCUGCUACUCUGGAGCAUGGUAUGCAUCCCCCUGUUUCACCAAAACCGGAAUGGCGUGCAUUGAUGGAUGAAAUGGCUGUCAUUGCUACAGAGGAAUAUCGUUCCAUUGUUUUCAAAGAACCCCGAUUUGUUGAAUAUUUCCGACUUGCUACACCAGAGUUGGAAUAUGGUCGGAUGAACAUUGGAAGCCGCCCAUCAAAGCGAAAGCCAAGUGGGGGCAUUGAAUCACUCCGUGCAAUCCCAUGGAUCUUUGCCUGGACACAAACAAGGUUUCAUCUACCAGUGUGGCUAGGCUUUGGAGCGGCAUUCAAGCAGGUCAUUCAGAAGGACAUUAGGAAUCUGCAUAUGCUGCAGGAGAUGUACAAUGCAUGGCCUUUCUUUAGGGUCACCAUUGAUUUGGUUGAAAUGGUGUUCGCCAAGGGAGACCCAGGAAUUGCUGCUUUGUAUGACAAGCUCCUUGUAUCAGAAGAAUUGUGGUCAUUUGGAGAGAGAUUGAGGACCAAUUAUGAACAAACUAAGAGCCUUCUCCUGCAGAUUGCCGGACACAAGGAUCUUCUUGAAGGGGACCCACACUUGAAGCAAAGACUCCGCCUGCGUGAUUCCUACAUUACUACCCUGAAUGUUUGCCAAGCCUACACAUUGAAGAGAAUAAGGGAUCAAAACUACCAUGUGAAGGUGCGGCCACACAUCUCCAAGGACUUUAUUGAAGUAAGCAAACCAGCAGAUGAACUUGUGAAGCUGAACCCAACAAGUGACUAUGCCCCUGGUUUGGAGGAUACCCUCAUCUUGACCAUGAAGGGUAUUGCUGCAGGCUUGCAGAACACCGGUUAGAGUUGCGCUAUUCUCUGUUCACUUUUUGCUGCCUUCCUACAGAGAAUUUUCCCCCAAAAAACCAUAAAUUAUAUGCACCAGAAGUGGAUGCUGUUUUAUUAUCCACGUCAAGGUCAUAAUUUGGCUUCGGCCUAAAUAUUAAUUGCUGUGCUUGGUACCACUAAAGCCAGCAGUGUUAUUGUCGCCAUAUAAGAGUUGAACUUGAUGGAGCUUUAUAUGCUCGUCCACGGAAUAUUCUGUGAGCAUUGUAUUUGAAGACCUGUGUUUUCUGGUUCUUGUAUUUCUAUCUGAGACACUGACCUGUCUUAAUCCAUCAAUUCCUAUUUAUGGGUAAUAGAAUAAGAUGUGAAAAAUAAAUUAGUGGAUGCGCAAUCAGUAGCAUUACUAUUCUGUAAAAGUUGCUGGCUUAUGAGUGGAGUUUAUAACAGGCUUUUGUGUUAGAAUCUCA
Molecule: messenger RNA, 3535 nt
Organism: Quercus robur (English oak)
Lineage: Eukaryota; Viridiplantae; Streptophyta; Magnoliopsida; Fagales; Fagaceae
Product: phosphoenolpyruvate carboxylase, housekeeping isozyme
Exons: 11
Coding region: 190-3087 (965 amino acids)
Biological process (GO): tricarboxylic acid cycle; carbon fixation; leaf development
Cellular component (GO): chloroplast; cytosol; apoplast
Molecular function (GO): phosphoenolpyruvate carboxylase activity
Source: RefSeq, a predicted model, not a curated record